AUGGCAGAGUAUUACCAUAUUUUGGGAGUAAAGAGGAAUUCAACCCAAGAUGAAAUUACAAAAGCGUACAGGAAACAGGCAUUAAAAUGGCAUCCCGAUAAAAAUCCACAAAGCAGAGAUACAGCUGAGAGGAAAUUUAAGCAACUGUCUGAAGCUUAUGAAGUACUUUCAGAUCCCCGUAAGCGUGACAUCUAUGAUAUAUAUGGCACUGAAGGAUUGGGUAGAGGGAGUGGGAGACCAUUUCACAGUGGCCAAGGGUUUGGAUUCACAUUCCGCAGGCCUGAAGAUGUUUUUAGAGAUUUCUUUGGUGGUCGAGAUACUUUUGCAGAUUUUUUUGGGGACCUAUUUGAGGAGAACUUUUUAGGAAACCAAACCGUGAGUAGAAGAAGAAAUAAAGACUCUUCAGCAUACAGAUAUAGUAACCAUCCAUCUGGUCCCAGAAUGUCAGGGUAUGAAGCUGGAUAUACCUCUUAUAAUCAACCUGGGGGUGACAGCUUCACAUCAUUUUAUUCUAAUUUAUUUGGAGAAAAAAAUACCAACGAUAACUUUCGCUCUGUUUCCUCCUCCACCAAAACAGUGAAUGGCAGAAAAAUUACCACAAAGAGAAUGGUGGAAAAUGGUCAAGAGAGGGUUGAAGUUGAGGAAGAUGGACAGCUGAAAUCACUUACUAUAAAUGGCAAAGAGCAGCUGCUUGAAAAUGGCUAUCUUUGCUCUGGAGACUGA
Polypterus senegalus (gray bichir) is the source of this 723-nucleotide messenger RNA. RefSeq names its product dnaJ homolog subfamily B member 6-like. Lineage: Eukaryota; Metazoa; Chordata; Cladistia; Polypteriformes; Polypteridae. Gene Ontology annotation, biological process: positive regulation of proteasomal ubiquitin-dependent protein catabolic process; protein refolding. The record is from RefSeq and is a predicted model, not a curated record. Gene Ontology annotation, cellular component: endoplasmic reticulum membrane; cytosol. The coding region runs from base 1 to 723 and encodes 240 amino acids. The transcript has a single exon. Gene Ontology annotation, molecular function: Hsp70 protein binding; ATPase activator activity.